AUGAUACAAAACGGUGAAGACAUGACUUUGGAUUCCUACGAGGCUGCUAUAGCACCCGUUUUGGCUCGGUACUACCAGAAGCGAGACCAUCAUUUGUCCCAGAAUAUAGGAAAGUGGGAACAAGAAGCAUUAAAACCAGAGCUCACUGGCCAUACUCUCACCGGAACCGGCAAAGUUAACUUGAGAUCCGAGUCUAUUUAUCUUAUCGACGACCACUUCAUUAAAGAUUACGACGAUAUUGAGAGCAUCAAGGAAGGGGAAUCAAACCACUCGUAUACAUUUUUCCAUUUGGGACCCAAGUUAAGUGGACAUAAAGGCAUCGUUCAUGGAGGGUUCUUGGCAACAAUUUUGGACGAGUUGACUUGUCGCUUAGCAUUCCAAAACUUUCAUUCCAAGAAAGGAGUCACUGCCAACUUGAACAUAAACUAUAAACAGCCUUGUUUUGUGGAUAAUUAUGUACUUGUUCGUUGUGAGUUGAUCAGCAAACAGGGCAGAAAGUGCCGGGUAAAGGGUACGGUUUACAAGGUCAAUUUAGAGGAUCAAGACAUAGAAACCAAGGAGAACUUGCUAUGUGAAUGCGAGUGUUUGGUGAUUGAACCAAAGUGGGUAGACCAGCUCAAGGGUCAUUAG
Messenger RNA from Meyerozyma guilliermondii ATCC 6260, 630 nucleotides. RefSeq lists its product as uncharacterized. Bases 1 to 630 code for a protein of 209 amino acids. NCBI's taxonomy places the organism in Eukaryota, Fungi, Ascomycota, Pichiomycetes, Serinales, Debaryomycetaceae. The record is from RefSeq and is a predicted model, not a curated record. The transcript has a single exon.